Molecule: messenger RNA, 1763 nt
Organism: Rhododendron vialii
Lineage: Eukaryota; Viridiplantae; Streptophyta; Magnoliopsida; Ericales; Ericaceae
Product: thaumatin-like protein 1
Exons: 3
Coding region: 480-1613 (377 amino acids)
Biological process (GO): defense response
Cellular component (GO): extracellular region
Source: RefSeq, a predicted model, not a curated record
GAGUGGGGCACCAUUGUGUACAGAACUACAGAUUCCCUCCAUAUUAUUACUCGUAUUUUUUUUGAUCGGCUCCCUCCAUAUUACUAUACUAUUACCACUCGUUGUACUCGUAUAUACGAUCUUGCUCUACUCACUGGCUAAAACGCCAUCUCUCUCCUCUAGGAAAUUGUUAUUGUUUGUUUAUAUGGGGUGUUGAAUUGAAACCCCAUAUUCUAUCUAACCUCUUCUCAAUCCCUCAUUUCUCACUGUCGUCUACCUGGGUUCAGAAGCAGACCCAAAAACCAGGGCUCAACAACUCCUGCAUAGCCCUGCAUUUUCCCCAUUUCGCUUCUGAAUCCACCAUUUCCCUUCGAAACUCUCAACACUACGAACUACAUACAGAAAACCCCAAACAAAUCCAACCAAAGCACCAACCCCCAUUUAGCUUAAACAAAUAGGAAAAUCAUUUUCACCCCAAAAAGAAACCGGAACAAACCGUGAUGGAUCUCUUCUCUUUCACCCCCUUCCCUCUCAUUCUCACUCUGCUUCUUCUUUCAAAAGGUGUUUUGGGGGCUACAUUCACCUUCUACAACAAAUGUGACUACACAGUAUGGCCUGGAAUCCUAGCAAAUGCAGGCAGCCCUAGUCUCGACAGCACUGGAUUCGAGCUCCCCACUGACAGCUCACGCACGUUCCAAGCCCCAACCGGCUGGUCGGGCCGAUUCUGGGCCCGGACCGGGUGCAACUUCGACGGAUCCGAGUCCACGUCCUGCUCCACCGGCGACUGCGGCUCAGGCGAAGUAGAAUGCAACGGCGCCGGAGCCGCGCCCCCGGCGACCCUAGCCGAGUUCACUCUAGGUACGGGCGGGCAGGAUUUCUACGACGUAAGCCUCGUGGACGGGUACAACGUGCCCAUGAUAGUGGAAGCGAGUGGCGGGUCGGGUAUGUGCGCGUCGACCGGGUGCGUGACCGACUUGAACUCGCAAUGCCCAGCCGAAUUGAGGGUGAGUGACGGUGGGGGGUGUAAGAGCGCGUGCGAGGCGUUCGGGAGUCCUCAGUACUGUUGCAGCGGCGCGUAUAACUCACCCGCGACCUGUAAGCCGUCGAUUUACUCGGAGAUGUUUAAGUCGGCCUGUCCGAGGUCGUAUAGUUAUGCGUAUGAUGAUCCUACGAGCACGUUCACGUGUGCCGGUGCUGAUUAUACCAUCACGUUUUGCCCCUCCACGCCAAGUCAAAAAUCUGCUAGCUAUUCACCACCCCCACCGACGACUGCGGAUGGUUCUGGAUCUGGGUCUGGGUCAGGAUCUAUGGAUUAUUCGGGGUCAGGGACUUUUGGUUCUGGUUCAGAAACGAUGGGUUCGGGUUCGGGUUCGGGUUCCGGCUCAGGGACUAUGGGUUCGGAUUCAGGCUCAGGGACUAUGGGUUCAGGUUCAGGGACUACGGGCUCGGGUUCAGAAACGAUGGGUUCAGUUUCAGGGUCUGGAUCUGCAUCUGAAGCUAUGUUAUCUGAUGGGACGUAUCUAGCUCGUUUGGCCAUGGGUGAUUCAACCAGGACUCUCUCUCCCUCUGCUUUGCAUUCUGCUCUUAUUGCCUAUGCAACUUUCUCUUUUAUCUUCUCUUUUCUCUACUUGUAGACUGUGGUCUCUCUAUCUCGCUCUCUCUCACGGCAAAUGGCUUUUCGGGGAAUGGGGUUUUGGCUUUUUUAGUUGUAUUAGACGUGAUGGAUUAAUCCAGAUUGUAAACCACCAACUUCCAAUUCUCCCACAAAAUCAGUGUUCAUAUAA